GGGACCUGGAGGGCGGGGACUGAGGCUCAGUUGGGGCAAGCAGCCUCGCUCCGCCCCCGUCGCGCUCCAGGUAGCGUUUCCAACCCCUCGCUGAGGGGAGUUUCUGCGCGGGCGAAGCGCGGUAAACGGGCCUGAGCUGCGUCGAGGGGAGAGAGUUGGGAACCGUUCCCCUCUCCCGCGCUCCGCGGUGUCCUCGUCACCACAGCUGCAGCCGAUCUCUCCCUGCAGCCUGAUGGAGCUAGAGACAGAGACGAUCCCCAGGAAGAGGAAGGGGGCCCCGACCUCGGCCCUGGCGACAGAGCCGGAUCUUGAGGACGCGGAGCCUAAAGCCAAGAAAGCUCGCUUAUCUUCCAUUUUAUUUGCUGAAAAUCAUGUAGUAACCCAUAAACAGCUGUGUGAGUUGCUGAAGUAUGCAGUUCUGGGUAAAUCCACUGUUCCUGAACCCAGCUGGUGCCAACUUUUACACCAAAACCACCUAAACAACGUGGUGGUUUUUAUUCUGAAGGGAAUGAGUCAGCUACACUUCUACAGGUUCUAUUUGGAAUUCAGAUUUCUCCGAAAGGCAUUCAGACAUAAAUUCAGCUUGCCUCCUCCAAUGUCCAGUUUUCUAUUUGAUAUCAUUGGGUUGCAAAAGAAGAAAUCAGCCAGAGGUUUUCCUAGGACUAUUAAAGGAAGACCUUUAACUUCUGCCAUUUUAAAGUCCAGCAUCAACCUGCAGAAUGACCCCAUCAUUCAGAAGUAUGGCUGUGAAAAAGUGGGCUUGACCAGAUGCCUUCUGACAAAAAGGGAAAUGGAAACAUUUCACUUUCCACUACAAGGUUCUCCUAAUUGUGAAAACUUUAUCCUUACCAAGUUUAAUGCUUCCAUAACAGAUAACAGUCCACUCUUUGGACUUAAUUGUGAAAUGUGCCUUACAUCCAAGGGGAGAGAACUAACACGCAUCUCACUGGUUGCUGAAGGAGGCCAUUGUAUUGUGGAUGAACUGGUCAAACCUGACUUCAAGAUUCUAGACUCCUUUACUAGUUUUUCAGGAAUCACGGAGAAGAUUCUUAACCCAGUGCCAACCAAACUCAAAGAUGUACAGGAGCUCUUAAGACAGCUGCUUCCUCCUGACGCUGUGUUAGUGGGCCAUUUCCUAGACUUGGAUCUCAGAGUAAUAAAAAUGAUACACCCAUAUGUUAUUGAUACCUCGCUGCUUUAUAUCGGGAAGCAGAGCAGAAGAUUUAAGCUAAGAUUCUUAGCCAAAGUUAUUUUGGGGAAGGAUAUACAGUGUCCAGACAAGCUUGGUCAUGAUACCAUAGAAGAUGCUAGAACAACUCUUGAAUUAGUUCGGUAUUUUCUUAAGUAUGGGCCAAAGAAGAUUGCAGAGCUCAAUUUGGAGGCACUAGCUAGCCGUGAAGAACUGAAAGCAGCCAGUCAAGGACCAGAAAAGAAGGGAGGACCUACUAAGCCCCCAAAUAUGAGUGUUUUAGAAUGCCUGGACUCGAUGGGUCAGAAACUCCUUUUCUUGACUCGGGAUAUAGAUGAACUUUCUUCGUCUAGAAACUGUCUAACUAUUAAGUGUUCUUCAAAUAAAGAGGUGCUUGAAGAAGCCAGAGUGGAAGUCCCUUUGUUUCCCUUCAGCAUUGUGCAGUUCUCUUUUGAGCCCUUUUCACCCAUCUUUGCUGACGAGGUGAAGCAAAGUAUGAAGACCAAAUGGACAGAGAUGUCAACUGUCUAUGCUGGUCCAUUUAUCAAAAAUUGUAACAUUGGGCCUCUGAAGAAGAUGUUUAAGAGCAUGGGCCCAGUCCAGUCAGUAACUCUUGUUCUUGAAACUUUUAGGCCUUACUUCCGUGUACAGUAUGAAGUCUUGGAAGCUGCUCAGCUGGCUAUAGAGACCAUGAAUGGCAUUCUGGUAGAAGGUUCUUAUAUCAGGGUGCACAGGCCUGUGACAGAAUUCACUCUUGAGUGUGACACCCUUGUGCAUGAGCUCGAGCAAGAUUGUGAAAACCAAGGUACUAUAUAUGUGACUGGAUUUGGCAAAACUUUUAAAGAACACCUGUUGGAGCAGUCCAGCCUCUUUCCUGGCCUGGAAGCCAUGAUCCUGCCUAAAGAUGUUAAAAGAAGACAGCAAAAAAACUAUUGUUUCUUGAAGUUCAAAUCUCGUGACAGUGCCCAGGUAGCCCUUGAAAUUCUCAAAGGCAAGGACUGGAAGUUGAAAGGCAGACAUGCCCUAACCCCUAUGCACCUUCAGACAUGGCUCAGGGACAUAUAUCCUGAACCAGUAAUGCCUUCAGGACUUCGACUAGUACCGCCUCUCUUGGAGAAGCAUAUCUUUCAGAUUGCGGAGGAGAACCAUCCAAGGAUAGUUGCCUGGCGCUGCAACCGGAAGAUUGAAAAGCUCUAUCACUGCCUGAGCCCGGGCACCCUCUGCCUCAUCCUGCUGCCAGGAACCAACAACACUUUUGCAUCACACCCUGGCCUAGGACUGAUGAAAAUAAAAGAGGAAGAGGAAAGUGACCCCCCGGGCCUGGGAGUGUGAAUCUCCCCACACUUUCCAAGUAUUCACAUAUAGAGAAUGUGACUAAGCUACGGCCCCUUCAAGACGAUGGCAAGUCUUUCCAUCUAGCAGACACCUUUGUUAAAAAGUUGGGAUACCAGCCAAAGUAUGUUGUCAUGUGCAAAAUUUCAAUAAAUGCCUAAAACUCAAAA
Molecule: messenger RNA, 2691 nt
Organism: Myodes glareolus (Bank vole)
Lineage: Eukaryota; Metazoa; Chordata; Mammalia; Rodentia; Cricetidae
Source: RefSeq, a predicted model, not a curated record